Cherax quadricarinatus is the source of this 4020-nucleotide messenger RNA. Lineage: Eukaryota; Metazoa; Arthropoda; Malacostraca; Decapoda; Parastacidae. The record is from RefSeq and is a predicted model, not a curated record.
GAAGUGGACGACUGAGUUCAGCAGCAGCAGUGAAGACCUGUCAAAAAUGAUUCUUCAGAUGAUAAUUAUCUUUAUUAAAGUAUUGUCCAUAACAGCAAGCGAAGUAAACUGUGACUCUCCGUUAAGAGGCAAGGAAACAUUCUUCAACGUACCCUCAGAGAAUAAUUUCUGUCUCUGGUAUAAGAUGGAUGAGAAGUACACUCAGCUGAACUUCACAUACAGAACCAAUGUCUGGGAUUCUGAACUACCACCUGUCAUCAACUAUAGUGGUGUUCGGUCCAAUACGGAGGAAUAUAUAAGUAUUACUUCUGAUGACAUAUUGACACAACUGAAGGAAACCUCACAAAACAUCCGUCAGAUCAACAGUGUGACCAUCACUGGCAACGCCACUAUGGAAUGGAUCAAGUGCAAGAAUUGUCAAAGUUUUCCUGCCAUCACCAACAUAGCAACUGUAGCACCUCUAGCAACAUACCAAUUCACCCCUGGCACCACUAACAACAUAGCAACAGUGGUGUUGUUGGUGGUUGUUGUGGUGUUGAUGGUGACACUGGCAGUCACCACAGUCUACAUACGUCAUCUCAAGAAGAAGUCAUCUCAAAGUGGCUCGCUGUCACAAGGGGAAGCAGUGCCAAUGUCGACUGUCGGACAGGAAGAACACAUAUACGAGGAGUGGACCGGUGGGCAGCUUCGACCCCCUUCUCCUACCUACAUCACAGUGUACAACUCAUACGAUGACACAAUGAACACAACAGAACAAGAGAGACCGAGCGAUUGGAUUUCUCCCCAAAUCCAAGAUGGCCUCUCGCACGACAUUGAUAAGACGACAGCACAGCAGAUGCAACCCUCCGGCCGUAGUUCUAACCACGACAUUGAGAAUGACUCUACCUGAACAUGAGGAACAUGACACCACCGUCUGUUUCAUCCACCAGAGGAAGAACAAACUAACAUAACAGAUGGGACAAUCACCCAGUAUCAAUACUGCACAAAUAUAACUUUCUGUCUUAUAUAACAUCAGACAGUAUACCAUCAUGCAACAAAAGUAUUCCCUCUAGUUCAACUAGCAACCAACACAUCAUGCAACUAGAAAAUACUAGACAUAGUUUAUUACAGGAAAGAAAGUUAGGUGACCUAGAAUAGGUUUAUCUAGGCACAGGUGCACAUAAGUACAAUUAUGAUACAUAGUGUAAGUUACCUAGAACGACCACAAGUAACUAACAACUAACAAUGAUCCGACAUAGUGUAAGUUACGUAGAACGACCACAACUAACUAACAACUAACAAUGAUCCGACAUAGUGUAAGUUACCUAGAACGACCACAACUAACUAACAACUAACAAUGAUCCGACAUAGUGUAAGUUACCUAGAACGACCACAACUAACUAAUAACUAACAAUGAUCCGACAUAGUGUAAGUUACCUAGAACGACCACAAACUAACUAAUAACUAACAAUGAUCCGACAUAGUGUAAGUUACCUAGAACGACCACAACUAACUAAUAACUAACAAUGAUCCGACAUAGUGUAAGUUACCUAGAACGACCACAACUAACUAAUAACUAACAAUGAUCCGACAUAGUGUAAGUUACCUAGAACGACCACAACUAACUAAUAACUAACAAUGAUCCGACAUAGUGUAAGUUACCUAGAACGACCACAACUAACUAACAACUAACAAUGAUCCAACAAAUUUAACUAAAGCUUCUCAAGAUAACAGAAAUAAAUGACGACCACAAUAUUUCUCCCGGAGGAUAAUUAUCAACAUCAACUGCAUCAAUAUUUCUCUCAGAGGAUAAUUAUCAACAUCAACUGCAUCAAUAUUUCUCCCAGAGGAUAAUUAUCAACAUCAACUGCAUCAAUAUUUCUCCCAGAGGAUAAUUAUCAACAUCAACUGCAUCAAUAUUUCUCCCAGAGGAUAAUUAUCAACAUCAACUACAUCAAUAUUUCUCCCGGAGGAUAAUUAUCAACAUCAACUGCAUCAAUAUUUCUCCCGGAGGAUAAUUAUCAACAUCAACUGCAUCAAUAUUUCUCUCGGAGGAUAAUUAUCAACAUCAACUACAUCAAUAUUUCUCUCGGAGGAUAAUUAUCAACAUCAACUACAUCAAUAUUUCUCCCGGAGGAUAAUUAUCAACAUCAACUACAUCAAUAUUUCUCUCGGAGGAUAAUUAUCAACAUCAACUACAUCAAUAUUUCUCCCGGAGGAUAAUUAUCAACAUCAACUACAUCAAUAUUUCUCCCGGAGGAUAAUUAUCAACAUCAACUGCAUCAAUAUUUCUCCCGGAGGAUAAUUAUCAACAUCAAUUGCAUCAAUAUUUCUCCCGGAGGAUAACAAAGAUAUUGAUGUCCAGCAGAAUAAACUUAGUAAUAUUAACUGUGAAUAUUAUGUGCAUGGUACUGUAACUUAUUAUGUACAUGGUACUGUAACUUAUUAUGUACAUGGUACUGUAACUUAUUAUGUACGUGGUACUGUAACCUAUUAUGUGUAUGGUACUGUAACUUAUUAUGUGCAUGGUCCUGUAACUUAUUAUGUGCAUGGUACUCUAACUUAUUAUGUGUAUGGUACUGUAACUUAUUAUGUGCAUGGUACUGUAACUUAUUAUGUACAUGGUACUGUAACUUAUUAUGUGCAUGGUACUGUAACUUAUUAUGUGCAUGGUACUGUAACUUAUUAUGUACAUGGUACUGUAACUUAUUAUGUGCAUGGUACUCUAACCUAUUAUGUGUAUGGUACUGUAACUUAUUAUGUGCAUGGUCCUGUAACUUAUUAUGUACAUGGUACUGUAACUUAUUAUGUACAUGGUACUGUAACUUAUUAUGUACAUGGUACUGUAACUUAUUAUGUGCAUGGUACUGUAACUUAUUAUGUACAUGGUACUGUAACUUAUGUGCAUGGUACUCUAACUUAUUAUGUACAUGGUACUGUAACUUAUUAUGUACGUGGUACUGUAUCUUAUUAUGUGCAUGGUACUGUAACUUAUUAUGUGCAUGGUACUGUAACUUAUUAUGUACAUGGUACUGUAACUUAUUAUGUGCAUGGUACUGUAACUUAUUAUGUGCAUGGUACUGUAACUUAUUAUGUGCAUGGUACUAUAACUUAUUAUGUGCAUGGUACUGUAAGUUAUUAUGUACAUGGUACUGUAACUUAUUAUGUACAUGGUACUGUAACUUAUUAUGUACAUGGUACUGUAACUUAUUAAGUACGUGGUAUUGUUGUGAUGCAGUUCAGAUGGGCUUGUGAGGUCUCUAGGGAGACCUAAUUAUAUGGUCACACCUGCCUUAGCAAAUGUCGGGUAGUCACGCCCACGUCUGAGGUCUUUUGUUCUUAACGGCGUCAGACCUCGGCGUCAGGUCGUAACACGUGGUACAUACACCAUUGGGGAGGGGGUACUUUGACUACGAUAUAAGCCCAGGGAACAGCGGAGCAAAGAGGUUGUUGGUGACAGGUCCGGGGAGCGAGAGCUCUGGACAGCCGCAUGUGUAGUGGACCACGCAUUGGGAAUCUCGGGUCAGCUGGUCGGUGAAUUAAGAGUGAGUACUAGUCCGUGUUACUGAUAACAUCUACCCUUCCCCCUGGUAAUAAGUCUCAUAGGUCAAUUGUUAUAUUGUGUAAAUUUCCAUCAGGAGAUGUUGUAUUCUAGCCCUUUUAUGUUAUUAAGUAAACUAUAGCCAUAGUUCCCAUUUUUAUUUGUACCUUCAUAUGCUAUUCCCUAUUCUGUUAAGCACUGGGAUAUACAGGCACUGGGAUAUACAGGAGACGUGCUCACUCGCUGGGAUACCUCAGGUAGAGUGGGUAGAGGUCUCAUAUGGUGGCAGCGGUUUAGCGUUUAUCAUUAAACGCGGCUCACGUGCUUUACGACUGGUCGGUUUUUGCUAUCAAAACCAAAUAUUAAUUUCUUUGUGUCGCCUAUCAUUUGUUUUACCGUUCACUGUGACCGUAACCUUAAGAAUAAACCAGGACAAUCCUACUCUUAUGGUUGUCAGGUGGGUGAUGACCAAAUAUAAUUUGCGUAGCAAGACGUUAAAU